Molecule: messenger RNA, 2288 nt
Organism: Phacochoerus africanus (Common warthog)
Lineage: Eukaryota; Metazoa; Chordata; Mammalia; Artiodactyla; Suidae
Gene: TAPT1
Product: transmembrane anterior posterior transformation 1
Exons: 14
Coding region: 36-1724 (562 amino acids)
Biological process (GO): maintenance of protein localization in endoplasmic reticulum; positive regulation of cilium assembly
Cellular component (GO): endoplasmic reticulum membrane; ciliary basal body
Source: RefSeq, a predicted model, not a curated record
GGGAGGCGGUAGGGACGGUUUGUUGUGCUCGGAACAUGGCGGGCGUCGGCGACGCGGCCGCCCCGGGAGAAGGCGGCGGUGGCGGCGUGGACGGCUCGGAGAGGGACGGCCGGGGCGAGGCGGAGCAGCCGGGCGGCGGCGGUCACGGGCCCCCGCCGGCGCCUCAGCACACCGAGACGCUGGGCUUCUACGAGAGCGACCGGCGGCGGGAGCGGCGCCGCAGCCGCGCAGAGCUUUCCUUGUUGAGGUUCCUCAGUGCUGAACUAACAAGAGGGUACUUCCUUGAACAUAACGAGGCCAAGUAUACAGAAAGAAGAGAAAGAGUAUACACUUGUUUGCGAAUACCAAGAGAAUUGGAAAAGCUCAUGUUUUUUGGAAUCUUCCUGUGCCUGGAUGCAUUUCUGUAUGUGUUCACCUUGCUUCCUUUAAGAAUUUUCCUGGCGCUGUUCAGGCUUUUCACGCUGCCUUGCUAUGGCUUAAGGGACAGACGUCUGCUUCAGCCGGCCCAGGUGUGUGACAUCUUGAAGGGCGUCAUUUUGGUGAUGUGCUAUUUCAUGAUGCACUAUGUGGACUACUCCAUGAUGUACCACCUGAUCAGGGGGCAGUCCGUCAUCAAGCUCUACAUCAUCUACAACAUGCUCGAGGUAGCAGAUCGUCUGUUUUCAUCAUUUGGACAAGAUAUACUAGAUGCUCUGUACUGGACGGCGACAGAGCCCAAAGAAAGAAAAAGAGCCCACAUCGGGGUGAUUCCCCACUUUUUCAUGGCUGUUCUCUAUGUCUUUUUGCAUGCCAUCCUGAUCAUGGUUCAGGCGACGACUCUCAACGUAGCUUUUAAUUCGCACAACAAGUCCCUGCUUACCAUCAUGAUGUCUAAUAAUUUUGUUGAAAUUAAAGGAAGUGUUUUCAAGAAGUUUGAGAAGAACAAUCUCUUUCAAAUGUCGAAUAGUGAUAUUAAGGAACGAUUCACAAAUUAUGUGCUUUUGCUAAUCGUGUGUCUAAGAAACAUGGAACAGUUUUCUUGGAAUCCAGAUCAUCUCUGGGUAUUGUUUCCAGAUGUCUGUAUGGUGAUUGCAUCAGAAAUUGCUGUGGAUAUUGUAAAACAUGCCUUUAUCACAAAAUUCAAUGACAUUACUGCAGAUGUCUACAGUGAAUACAGAGCCAGCCUUGCUUUUGACCUUGUUAGCAGUCGACAGAAAAAUGCAUAUACUGAUUACAGUGACUCCGUGGCACGGAGGAUGGGGUUUAUUCCUCUCCCACUAGCUGUUUUACUCAUCAGAGUUGUAACAAGUUCAAUUAAAGUGCAAGGAAUCCUGUCUUAUGCCUGUGUCAUACUCUUCUAUUUUGGGUUGAUAUCCCUGAAAAUUCUUAACAGCAUUGUCCUGUUGGGAAAAUCAUGCCAAUAUGUGAAGGAAGCCAAAAUGGAAGAAAAGUUGUUUAACCCGCCCCCAGCCAGCGCACCCGGCAAACCGUCCAGUAAAUCACAGAGUAAGAGUAAAUCCUCUCAAGAAGAAAGCCUCUCUGCUUCCGUCACCAGCCAGCCAAGUCAUCAAAAGGAAAACGUCUUACCUCUGCUUGUGACAAGCACCUCUGAUCAGUUUCUGACAACUCCAGAUGGUGAUGAGAAGGAUGUAACACAGGAAAACUCUGAGUUAAAACACAGAUCCUCAAAGAAAGAUUUGUUAGAAAUAGACAGGUUCACAAUUUGUGGAAACCGAAUUGACUGAGUUCUAUGGCUCCGUGUGCCAAAGACGCAGAGUCCCGGGCGGCAGGUGCUACGCUACCAGGGCGGACAGACGCUGAAAAUGGCACUUAAAUAUUUAUUUAAAGACUUAAAUUAUUAAUGGAAAGCAAAUUUUAGUGUCCUUCUGCUAGCAAUGUGGUCUGGCUGAAGGUCAGGUCCUGUGAGUCCACCAGCCGGGACCUCCAGCCUUGACUCUCGGAAAACCUGAUGGAUUCGGAAGAGUUCCUCCCACUGGCCACGCCGCAGAGUCGCUGUGGGCGCGCGCGACGGGAGCACCACCACCAUCACUGGGCUUUGUCAGUCUGCUUCCAGAACAUGGGAUUCUGCCGUGAGUCCUCUUAAGCAUAAGGAUCCACCUGGGAAACUGUGAAGCUCUUACCACGACGCUCCCUUUCCAGCCUCAUUCUGUUCCCACAGUUUUCAAACGCCACUUCAUCUGCCAAAGCAUUAAAAAAAACAAUUAAGUCAAAAUAAAUGUUCUUACCACCAGAAUAAUCUUUGAAGAUGUAUCUGAAUUAAUCAGAAUAAAAGGCUACCUUAAAAAAGA